This is a messenger RNA of Caretta caretta (loggerhead turtle), 4096 nucleotides long. RefSeq lists its product as uncharacterized. The record is from RefSeq and is a predicted model, not a curated record. Gene Ontology annotation, molecular function: protein binding; protein-membrane adaptor activity. Gene Ontology annotation, biological process: nucleus-vacuole junction assembly. NCBI's taxonomy places the organism in Eukaryota, Metazoa, Chordata, Testudines, Cheloniidae.
UCUGAGUUGUGAAGACUUUGAUAGUUGUUUCAAUAAAUUUCAUUUGUUAUUUAUGGAACAGUUUUGUGUGAUCGCUUUAUUUUUCUUCAACUAAUGCAGAGAAACAGUGAUUUGUACGCGGAUCUGUUCCAGCCUUUAAACUAACAUCUUACAGACCUCACAAGGAGCAUACUGUUGACAGUUAAGUUUUGUUGUACCAUGCAGUUUGUUUGCACGUAGGAAAUAACUUAGCAGUUUUGCAGUGGCUCUAGAGUGUUAUGACAGUGUUGGGUAAAUCAAGAUCUGUAACACACACCAACACAGAAGCAACAAUUUAAUGCAAAAAGUGGUGAAGGUGUGAAGAAGCUACUCUUUCCAUAUCUCUCCCUUUUUCUCUGUGACUUUGUGUUGGAUCAGAACAAGUAAAGUAAAAAUGGCUCAACUGUGUGAAAACUGUGUGAAGUUGCUUCAGGACUUUGUGUCCCUUGUGAAGAGGAUGUCCUCAAGUCUGAUACAGAACAUUAAGGAAUAUUUGAUUCUGAUAAGUGAAUGCUCCUUCCUAAAACGAAAGAGCUCUGAAGCCAGACAGCUAUACAAACCUGUCCUUCAGCCACACGAAAAGGAGAUGGUGCAAGAAUUUCUACAGCACAUUGAAACAGGUUUUGAAAUGUCUCCAUUUGGAAAGGACUCCCUGGAAGCUCUGAGGACCUUAGCAUUUUCAGAAAACCCUGAUUUACAGCAGUCUGCUGCUCUAUAUUACUUGCAUAUGAGUCAGCACUUAAACACCCAGCUGCCUGCUGAGCAUUUGGAACCCUAUUAUGCUUUACUGCAGUCCAGUGACAUGGAGGUUCAGCAGAUGUCUUCCUUGUCCCUCGUAAAUUUUUUGCUGGAAGGAAACAUAAACAAAGAACUAGUUGUCCAAAUGGGUUUACUUGAGCCAAUUCUGGAGCUGCUCGAGUCAGGGGACUCUGCUGUCCAGUGCAACUCCUGUGCCUGCAUAAUGACUUUGGCUGUCUCAGAGUCCAACCGAGAGGCCAUCGGCUCAGCGGGAGUUAUACCCUUGCUGGCACUUGCCAACUCCUAUGAUCCUAGAGUCCAACAAAAUGCAGUUGGAGCUAUUCACAACCUCACACGAUCAGAGCGGAUCCAGCAAGUCCUGUGCAGGGAAGGAGCCCUCCCUGUCCUCAUACUGAUGUUAGAGUCUCCUGACUCAGAAGUACAGUAUUAUAGUUGUGCUGCUCUAAGCAAUGUGGCAGCCAACUCUCAGCACCAUGAAGCCAUGUUGCGAGUUGGGGACAGAUUCCUUCUGCGGACACUCAUUUCUCUCCUGUCUUCAUCUGUGGACAAGGUUUCAAGACAGGCAUGUGUUUGUCUGAGGAACUUGGCCACAAGUGUGAACAUUCAGGCUGACAUCGUAAUGGACAUCCUUCCCAAGCUGCUCUCUCUCCUUGCAUCUAGCAAUUCAGAUGUUCAACAAGCUUCUAUUGCACUCCUCUGGAUAUUAUCCCAACACCCGGCCAACCAGGAUGCUUUAAUGCAUGGAGAGGUGCUGCAGAACCUGGGGAUGCUAUUGUUAACUCACCAAACAGUCCCAGGGAUCGUUGGUCACACUGCCUGUAUCAUCAAAAAUCUGAGCUUUUGCAAAAACGUACAGAGAAUCAUUGAAAGUCCAUGUGUGGAAGGACUCCUCCAGGCUAUCCUGUCUACCGAAAUUCAAGAAGAAUCUCUUAAUUACGUGACAUGUUCUCUUGCUGAGCUGGCAAAGCAUGAAGGUGCCACAUUACACUUGCUAGAAUGGAUGAAUGGACCCCUGAUAAAGCGCCUAGUGAGAUUGGCUGGGCAACGGGAACAUACAGAGCCAUCAUUUCAAGCUGCCUCCGUUGUCCGACACAUGAUAUGUCACGAUAAAGUGAGGUCUCUGCUGAAAUGCCACAUGGAGGAAGUCCAACACUACCUCAUGAAUUUUCUCAACCACCAAGAGAUUCGCUUUCAGCAGCUGGGAAUUUCUACACUGGGCAAACUACUGGAAGAUCCAGAAUUUUCAUCUGCAUUCAGCCAGAGUCAAUUGAUAGAGCAUCUUGAGCAAAUCCGUCAACAGACAGAAGAAACUCAGGAGCUCCUUAAGAUGGUUAUCAGCCGCAAAGGCAGUUAACAUUUUAUUUACUCACCUCAUGAAAUGCUAUCCCAGCCUGCAGCCUGAUCCCUCAGAAAGGGUAACCUUUUUUUUUUUUUGUUAUUACUUCUCAUAGCCAGUAUUUUCUACCACUUGCAGUUCCACCUAACACAUAAUGACCCGGUGGAAUCAUGUACUUUAUAUGGCCUUAAUGUUUUGAUAAUGGAAAUCAGUACGGUCUAGAAAAAGGUUUGAAAAAAACAUGUCAACUUACUCUAUCAAAAUGUUUAAUGGCUACACCUACAUUCCUACCAUGUACAUGGCUGAUAAAAUACCCAAUACUAGCUAAACUUUGCAUGUAUCUUUUUGAACACACAGUAAGCACUGUGUGUGUGAGGUUUUAUUUAUGUAAAAACCAGGUUUUAUUAAACACACAUUCCUCCAAACACAUAUUUUAUAUGCAAACUAUGCUAUGCUCUUUGAUAUUAACAAUAUUCUAUUACUAUUCAGUGUCUGUAUUCAUUAUUUCAUAGUACCCAUAUCACUAAAGUGCCUUGAGCUACCUAACUAAAGAGAAAGAGCACUGGAAUUAGAAUAUGAAAGAUGUAAAGGGCAACAUGUUCACUAGUGAAGAACAGUGAACUCAGAGGAAGAAAAUGAUAGUAAUUAGUAAUAAAUAGAGUAAUGAACUCACUGGGGUUGGGUGUCAUCCAAACUACCACACUUUCAUACUACAAUGUCAGGGUAAGGGGCCAUAGGGUAAAUAACAAUCAUGCCCAUUGUAUGAAUUGUGUUUGAAAUAUAACAGUUAACAUGGACAUAUUGUCUCCCCUUCCUAAAAACCCCCCCAAAACAAAUAAACAAAACCGCCACCUUGUAGCAUGUCUAAAUAGUGCUUUUUCAGGAAAAUGUAACAUGCACAAGCUAGUCUAUUUAAGGCACCAAAAGCAUUGCUGUAUUUGUGUGUGAGUGUUGUUAAUUUUUUUUAAGAAUGGGGCAUGGAGUGCUUAUAAAAACCAUUGGAGAUUGAUGACAGAAUUCAAGUUGUCUUGUGUUAGUUAACUGCUAUGAUUUAAGGCUAAAUUUUGCCUUCAUGUAACUGUAUAUAAAUCCCACAUAAGUCUUUGUGGGUUGCAUUUGAUUACCUGAAGGCAAAAUUUGUACCUGAGUGGUUAAGUAAAGUCUGGAGUUUUACAAAUAUGUCCAUGCUUAAGCAUGUCAUAAAAUUAGUGACUGUAAAUCAGCCGAGCAUUUACUAGACAAACUGAAAUAUACAGAGAGUUGGUAUCAGGUUUAUAAUCAACGUUACAUUUAAUGGUGAGUGUUCAACUGAAUCACUGCUAAUUUUUAUGGCAUUAUACUGGAGAAUUAGUACAAUAGAAUGGCCAGGCUUCAUGCUAUUUUGUUAAGGAUGGUUCAGUUGGAUUAUGCAACUUUCAUUUUACAAUCAGAGAACAUGCACAAGUCAAUUUUCCAUGGCAUGCUUUGGGUAACAAAACCACAAUUCCAAAAUUGUCACUCCAACAUUUUGAACGUUCUUAGUUGAAGUAGAAUUUUGGAGAAAACACCCUCUUCCUCUAGGCUUUGAGGCUGCAAUUAUAAAUUUCACAACAAAUGUCAUCAGAUGCAAUCUUUAGAAAGACUGUAGUAUAUCCCAGCACCUGUUUGGACCACCUCUCAGCAGGUAUGCAUACCCAGAGAUUUAAAAAAGCCUAAAUGGUACCAGAGCUUUUUAACUGUUUAAGCUGUGGGAAUAACUAUACUGGAUGGAGGGAUGUAAGAGUUCUGUGCCACUGUUCUGCUGAACAUCUGCUCCCACAUGUGUUCAGCAAAGUUUCUUACCAUGAAUGCUGGAAAGUUUCUCCUUCAUUUGGGAUUUUUAUAUACAUGUGUGUAUAUGUGUGUGUGUGUAUAUAUGUAUACACACACAUACAUACAUAUACAUACAUACACACACACACACUUUUUAUAUUUAUCUAUCUGUGUGUGUGUGUACGUACAAGU